GUGCAGAUGGCCAGGGCGUGCUGUGCAUGUUACUGUGCAAGCAAUUCAGCAGGGCUGCUGCAAAACCAGCUUUCUCAGCUCUGGGUGCUCGGGCUUGUCUCCAUAACAAGCUACCAUGUAACAAACAGAUCUCAGCAGGGUGAACAACAGUUGCAAAAAGUGAGCUGUUUCCUUCAUCCCCACCCUGCUCCCUUCACUCUCAAAAGUUACAAACUGUGAGUUUCCUUCCUGAUAAACUCCAAGGCUUCCUCACUGAUUGGUCUCAGUUUGGAAAAGGACGUGACAUCAGCAACUUCGCAGACUUAGGGCUGGAGGGUUCUUGUGGCCUCUGGGCGGGCCUCCAGCCAGUUAGACCAUUUGACCAGGACGUGUGCAGCUCAGCCAGCCACAGAACUGGAAUUUUUCAGGAGCAGGGGGAGCAUGGAGUUUGGACUUUGCUGAGCAACUGAAGUGGAGCGCAGAGCUUGCUCGCUUAGGAGAGAGCAUCAUGGAUGGCAAACAAGGGGACAUGGAUGGGAGCAAGCCCGCGGGGCCAAGAGACUCUCCUGACAUCAGGCUUCUUUCAAACCCAUUGAUGAGUGAUGCUGUGUCUGAUUGGUCUCCUAUGCAUGAAGCUGCAAUCUACGGACAUCAGCUGUCUCUGAGGAACCUCAUCAGCCAGGGGUGGCUUGUGAACAUCAUUACGGCAGAUCAUGUCUCCCCACUCCAUGAAGCCUGUCUCGGAGGUCAUCCCUCUUGUGUAAAGAUUUUAUUAAAGCAUGGAGCUCAGGUGAAUGGUGUGACAACAGACUGGCACACUCCACUGUUUAAUGCUUGUGUCAGCGGCAGCCGGGAUUGUGUGAAUUUGCUUCUGCAGCACGGAGCCAGCGUUCAACCUGAGAGUGAUCUGGCAUCCCCCAUCCAUGAAGCUGCCAGGAGAGGCCACGUGGAGUGUGUUGACUCUCUCAUAGCUUAUGGGAGCAACAUUGACCAUAAGAUCAGCCACCUGGGCACUCCACUCUAUUUGGCUUGUGAAAACCAACAGAGAGCCUGUGUCAAGAAGCUUCUGGAGUCAGGAGCGGACGUGAACCAAGGGAAAGGUCAGGAUUCCCCACUUCAUGCAGUGGCCAGGACCGCCAGUGAAGAGCUGGCCUGCCUGCUCAUGGAUUUUGGAGCAGACACCCAGGCCAAGAAUGCUGAAGGCAAACGUCCUGUGGAGCUGGUGCCUCCAGACAGCCCUUUGGCCCGGCUCUUCUUGGAGAGAGAAGGUGCUUCUUUGCCAAAACCUAAGCCCUAAUCUGUUGACACCCCUUGAGGCUCUAGUGAAAGGGCCCCCUUCUUUGAUGCAGUUAUGCCGCCUUAGAAUUCGGAAGUGCUUUGGAAUCCAGCAGCAUCAUAAGAUAACCAAACUCGUCCUCCCAGAGGAUCUGAAACAGUUUCUCCUACAUCUUUAAAUGCAUCGAGGGAAUGGAUUCACAAACGACGUGAAAACAUUAUUGAGUGUUGUAGCCACUAGAAUUUUAAAAUCAAGUUGGGUUUAUAGAGUUUGACUAGUUUUUUUCGAUUAGAUUUGUAUUUGUUAUAAACUUGUUUAUAGAGUUUGACUAAUUUUUUUGAUUCAAUUUGUAUUUGUUAAACUCUGAGGCCAGAGUUGAAACACACUGCAUACGUUUCUACUAUUAGUUAGAAGGCCUGAAGACUUUUUUCCCUGCUUGGAGAGUGUCAUAAGUUAUUGUUUUGCAUAUCUACUGCAUGCCAAGCACAUUCUGCAUCAUCUAAUUUAGCCCUCACAGCAACUGGGUCAAGAUGUUCAGUUUUCCAGAGCAAGGAUAGAGGGGUCAGAUUCAAAUACAGGUUUUCUGAUGUUAACUUAGGUGAUGAUUUGAUCGAGGCAGGAUUUUCCAGCAUCACUAUCCUUGUUCCAUCUCUGCUCUAUGGGAAUGAGAAUAAAGAAAUGUAUUUCUUGGCUUGUCUAA
Molecule: messenger RNA, 1955 nt
Organism: Cercocebus atys (sooty mangabey)
Lineage: Eukaryota; Metazoa; Chordata; Mammalia; Primates; Cercopithecidae
Gene: ASB9
Product: ankyrin repeat and SOCS box containing 9
Exons: 8
Coding region: 488-1276 (262 amino acids)
Biological process (GO): protein ubiquitination; intracellular signal transduction; positive regulation of protein catabolic process
Molecular function (GO): protein binding
Source: RefSeq, a predicted model, not a curated record